This is a messenger RNA of Monosiga brevicollis MX1, 2784 nucleotides long. RefSeq lists its product as uncharacterized. Bases 1 to 2784 code for a protein of 927 amino acids. The transcript is spliced from 4 exons. The record is from RefSeq and is a predicted model, not a curated record. Gene Ontology annotation, molecular function: protein binding. Lineage: Eukaryota; Choanoflagellata; Craspedida; Salpingoecidae.
AUGUCACCACCCCUGAUCGAACCCAAGUACGCCUUUGGCCUCCGUGCCGCGGUGGUGGACAACGCCUGCUAUCUGGACGAGCAGAAUGUGGUCUACCCUGCCGGUGGCAGCAUUGUGGUCUACAAUGCCGAUCAAAAAAGUCAGCGUUUCAUUCACAGUACCGAGGGUCGCGAUGGCUUCUCCGCCAUGGCCGUCAGCCCGAAUCGCCGCUACAUUGCCGUGGCUGAGCGCGGUGAAACGGCCUCUGUUACCAUUUACGAUCUUCACUCGCUCAAGAAACGCAAAUUUUUGAGCUUGGAAGAACCCAACUGCACAGAGGUUGUCUGCCUCGUGUUCAGCCCCGAUAGCAAGUAUCUCGUCACCGUGGGAGGUGGACCCGAUUGGAUGAUGCAGUAUUGGGCGUGGGAGCGUUCCCAUGGCCUAAUGGCCACAGUCAAAUGCUCCCUGGAUCCAGCCGUACCCGUGUACCGAGCCUCCUUCAACCCGCAGGACAACACUCAGCUCUGCGUCACGGGUAAAAACAUCCUAAAAAUGUAUCGCUACACUGAAGGCACCUUCAAACAGCUAGCCUUUCCCAAGGUGGAAGGCCAAAACUAUUUGCAUCAAGUCUGGCUCAGCCGCGAUGCCAUCGUGUGUGGUACCGAAGCCGGCAAACUUCUCGUCUACGCCGGCAAUGAACUCGUGUCUGAGGUGACCCUUCCCGAGCGCAUUACCGCACUGGCCUCUCUCACAACCGGCUUUGUGUGCGGUACUGCCACCGGCCUCAUUGCCGUCUAUGAGCGCCACGAGGCGCAUCAGUACACCAAAGUUCGUGAGCUCACCCUCGGAGAGGAGGAGUCGGCCGCCAUGGUCCAUGGCGUGCACCAUAUUGCCAUCAGCCCUGCGGAGGAACGUCUGGUGGCCACCACAUCACGUGCUCAGCUCUACACCGUCGCUCUGACCGAUGUCGACAGCGAUGUACUUCGUGGUACACCUCAGCCCCAGGCCCACCUCUUGGUGCAGAGCUUUCACUCAGAUACCAUUACUGGCCUUGACGUGGCGGUGCGCAAACCCGUGGUUGCCACGACAAGCAGUGAUUGUUCCAUUCGCAUCUGGAAUUACGAGGACCACAAGCUGGAGUCGUCCAAGGUCUUUCAGGACGAGAUCCUCUCGGUGGCGCUGCACCCUUCGGGCCAUCUCCUGUUGGCUGGCUUUGGUGACAAGCUGCGACUGAUGAACCUGCUGGUCAAUGAUAUUCGACCCAUCCACGCCUUCUCCAUUCGUGAGUGCGGUGAAUGCCGUUUUAGCCGAGGUGGCCACCUCUUUGCCGCCGCUCAAGGCGCCGUCGUGCAACUCUACUCGACCUACACCUUUGAGCACGUGGGCAACCUCAAGGGUCACAAUGGCCGCGUGCGCUCCAUCUUCUGGUCGGCUGACGAUGCUCGCCUCUUGACUUGCGGCAUUGACGGCGCCGUGUACGAAUGGGACGUGGCUACUCGCACACGCAUCAGCGAGAACGUGCUCAAGUCUUGUAGUUACACCUCAGCCGUCUUUGCAUCAGACGGUGACGCUAUCUAUGCAGUUGGCUCGGACAAAACCAUCAAGGAGCUGCGCGGUGGUGAGGUUAGCCUCGAGGCGCCAGCCGGCGACGAUGUAGUCGCUGACGCUGUCCUCACCCAGCUCGCCGUCGCUGGCAACGGCACCAUGGUCUUUGCCGCAACGGGUCACGGUACCGUGCGCUCAUUUCAGUACCCCUUGACCAACCCAGCCGAGUGGGCCUCCGUGCCGGCACACCACGGCAACAUUACGCGCCUCUGCAUUGAUCGCCUGGGGCAGCAACUCUUUUCGGCUGGCCAGGAUGGAACGCUCUUCAUUUACACGAUUACGGACAAGGAGGGCCGCCACAGUCAAGCCAAGCCCGUGGAAUGGGCUGAUGAGGUUCUCAUCACGGGCGUCGACCUCACGGAUAAGGAGCAGCUUGUUCAAGAUCUCCAGCGUCGCGUGGACGAGCUUCAAAUGGCCUCGGAAUACCAGCUGCGCUUGAAGGACAUGAAUCACAACGAGAAACUCAAGGAAAUGACGGACAAGUUUGUUCAGGAGAAGGAAGAACUCAAGCGACAGCUCCAGCAGCUCAAGGCGGAGCGCGAGAAAGACCUGGCUCGUCACGAGGAGGAGACUACAGCUGGCAUUGAUAGUCACAUUUCCGAGAUCCAGGAGCUUGAGCAGCACCACAACAAGCGCUUGAUGGCCGAGUACGAGAAGUAUCAAGAACUGCAAGCCGCCAGCCAGGCCAUGCAAGAGCGCUACGAGGAGCAGCUGCAGCGUAUGGAAGAGGCCAAGGAACAAGCACUUCAUGAUUUGACCGAGAGUUGGGAGAACAAACUCAAGCGUCAAACGCGCCAACUUGAUACGGCAAACAGCACCGCCUCGGAGCAGCAGCGCGAGGCGGAGGAAAUGAUCCGCCAGAUUGAGAUUGAUGCCGAUCAGGAAAUCUUGCGAAUGAAGCUGCGUUACGAGAAGCAGCUCAAGGAGGAGAAGGAGACCUCUGGCCGCCUGAAGGUGCGUCGAGUAUGGUUGUACUGCGGAUGUACUCUUUUCAUCAAGCAGCGGCCCAGGACCGUUGUGCUCGGCAGUGAUGAAAAGCGCCGUUGCGUUUAUUGUCGUGCUGUUGUUUUCUUUUUUUCUUUUUUCAAAGUGUCGUUCUGUCCGUGUGCUUUGGUCGCAUCAUGGCAACUGCCACUGUUGUUGCGGUGGUUGCUGCUACUUUCUCACCGACCUUGGCAAUGUUGCGUUGCCGCUCUCUAG